Molecule: messenger RNA, 843 nt
Organism: Amyelois transitella
Lineage: Eukaryota; Metazoa; Arthropoda; Insecta; Lepidoptera; Pyralidae
Product: paired mesoderm homeobox protein 2A-like
Exons: 4
Coding region: 1-843 (280 amino acids)
Biological process (GO): regulation of transcription by RNA polymerase II
Molecular function (GO): DNA-binding transcription factor activity, RNA polymerase II-specific; RNA polymerase II transcription regulatory region sequence-specific DNA binding
Source: RefSeq, a predicted model, not a curated record
AUGGAGUACGGGUACUUGAGCGGCGCGGGCGGCGGGUUCGAAGGCGGCUGCCUGGGGUCCGGCGGGGGCGAGCUGUCAUGGGGCGAGCUGGCGUCGUGUGGCCAGAUGUCGCAGGCGGCCUACCGCUACCAGGGCAUGCGGUACCAGCCUCCGCCGCCGCAGUGCGCGAGGCCGCAGGACGCCGCCAUGAGAAACCACCACAUCUUCCCGCCCUCGAUGAAUUUGCAACCCGGACUCCCAUACAAAGUGUAUGGCAGUCACGAAGGCUCGCUGACGGAGAAGCGCAAACAGCGGAGAAUCCGGACCACCUUCACUUCAGCACAGCUGAAGGAGCUUGAGCGGGCCUUCCAGGAGACGCACUACCCUGACAUCUACACCAGGGAAGAGAUCGCCAUGAAGAUUGACCUCACGGAAGCCAGGGUUCAGGUGUGGUUCCAAAACCGUCGGGCGAAGUUCCGUAAGCAAGAGCGGCUGGCACAGCAGAAAGCAGGCGACGCUCCGGUGAAGGCGGAGGGCAAGCGGGACAAGCCGGCGUCCCCGGCGACCUCCCCGCACCCCGCGCCCGCCGCCCCUCAGCCCGCACACCAUGCCUUGCCGCACUUGUCUCCGCCAGAUUUAAAGCCCAUCACUUCACAAGCUAACAAGCUGUGCGAGGAAUUGAAUGGCGUCGGCGGUGGAGGCGGGGGGUUGCCGGCCGUGAGCAGCGGCGGCGGCAAGUGGGCCGGCAGCUGCGGCCUGCUGCGCCAGCCCUCCGGGUUCCCGCUGAUCAGCGUCGCGCCACCCAACUAUCUCCUCUCCGACCACCUCGGAUCUCUCGCUAAAACGAACAACCAUCUUUUCUAA